Fusarium sp. VM40 is the source of this 747-nucleotide messenger RNA. The record is from the annotation of a GenBank genome assembly. NCBI's taxonomy places the organism in Eukaryota, Fungi, Ascomycota, Sordariomycetes, Hypocreales, Nectriaceae.
AUGGUCAAGUUCGCUUCCGUCGUUGCACUUGUUGCUCCCCUGGCCGCUGCCGCUCCUCAGAACACCCCCAACAUUGUUGGCGGAACUACUGCCGGCUCUGGCGACUUUCCCUUCAUCGUGAGCAUCAGCCGCAACGGCGGCCCAUGGUGUGGAGGUACUCUCCUCAAUGCCAACACCGUCUUGACUGCUGCCCACUGCGUUUCCGGAUACGCUCAGAGCGGUUUCCAGAUCCGUGCUGGUAGUCUGUCUCGCACUACUGGUGGUCGUACCUCUACCCUUUCUUCCGUCAGAGUCCACCCUAGCUACAGCGGAAACAACAACGAUCUCGCUAUCCUGAAGCUUACCACUUCCAUCCCAUCCGGUGGAGCCAUCGGCUAUGCCACUCUGGCUGCUUCCGGAUCCGACCCUGCCGCUGGAUCUACUGCCACAGUUGCUGGCUGGGGUGCUACCUCCGAGGGCGGAACCUCUACUCCCGUCAACCUUCUGAAGGUUUCUGUCCCUAUUGUGUCUCGUGCUACCUGCCGAUCGCAGUACGGUACCUCUGCCAUCACCGAGCAGAUGUUCUGUGCUGGUGUUGCUUCCGGUGGCAAGGACUCUUGCCAGGGUGACAGCGGUGGUCCCAUCGUCGACAGCUCUAACACUGUCAUUGGUGCUGUCUCUUGGGGUAACGGAUGUGCCCGUCCCAACCAGUCCGGUGUCUACGCCCGCGUUGGUGCUCUCCGCUCUUUCAUUGACAGCAACGCUUAA